Messenger RNA from Eimeria acervulina, 1668 nucleotides. RefSeq lists its product as hypothetical. The coding region runs from base 1 to 1668 and encodes 555 amino acids. The transcript is spliced from 4 exons. Lineage: Eukaryota; Apicomplexa; Conoidasida; Eucoccidiorida; Eimeriidae. The record is from RefSeq and is a predicted model, not a curated record.
AUGGGGUCUUUGGAGGCUUUAAUUUCCCUUAACUUUACAGAUGAAGAUAUAGACCCUCCUAGCGCCUCCUUAGGCCUCCUAGAGACCUCAACAUAUCAAAACAGAGAAGCAGCAACAGCAGCAGAUGAUUUGACGGGGGCCCCCUGGGGGCCCCCAGGGGGGCCCCCUGCUUGGGCUGUGAGUGCUGAAAGAAUAUCUCCAAAGACACAGCUGGAUUUUCCUGUGCCGAAGAAUAAGAUCAGGAAUAGCCCUGCAGCAGCAGCAACAGCAACAACAGCAGGAGCAGCAGCAGCAGGAGUUGAAGCAGCAAAAGCAACAGAAGAAGAAGCAGCAGCAGCAGCAGAUGCCGCAACAGCAGGGAAGAAGUCCGAGGAGCAGCAGAAGCGGGGAGGAUCUGCUUCAGCUGCAGCAACACCAGCAGCAGCAGCAACUCCAGCAGCAGCAACAGCAGCAGCAGCAGCAGCAGCAGCAACAACAGCAAUAGGACCUGAUGGGGUACCCGUGCUGAAGUAUGGGGCCUUAUUUCAGUUUGUAGAUACAACAAAAGAUGUGUGGGAGGCGGUGCGUGUUGCAGCAAAGCCGCAGGUUAAGAACGAAGAUGCAGCAGCAGCAGCAGCAGCAGCAAACAGCAAACUCAGCAGCAACUUAGCACUGCUGCAGUCGCUGCCGAAGCCACAGGGGUCGUCAGCCUCAGGCUGUCUGGGGCUUUUGGGCUCUGCUUCUUCUGCUGCUGUUGCUACUGCUUCGGAUGCAGCAGCAGCAGCAGCAGAACCAGAAGCAGCAACAGCCUCUCCUGCCACAGAAGCAGCAGCAGGAGAUGCGGCGCUGCAGAUGAUGCCCCGUGUGCUGCAGAAGAAGCAGCAGCAAAUCAAAAAAGAACAAACGAACACGACAGCAGCCGCAAAACCUGAGGACCCAGCUGCUGCAGCAGCAGCAGCAGCAGCUGCUGCUGCUGAUGAUGAUGAUGAUGAUGCUGAUGGUGCAGCAGCAGGGGGCCCAGCAGCAGCAGCAGCAAACGAGGGGUUCUUGACUUCGAUGUUUACUCUCUAUGACUCAGACCAGGAAGAUGCACCAGCAGCAGAAACUAGCAGCAGCAGCAGCAGCAGCAGCAGCAGCAGCAGCAGUGGAGAUGUGCAAGAGAGUAAGACGGAGCCCGCGCCUACAGAAGCGCCUUCAGCAGCAGCAGCAGCAGCAGCAGCAGACUAUGGAGCAGCAGAAGCAGCAGACUAUGGAACAGCAGCAAAUGAAGCAGCAGCAGCAGCAGCAACAGCAGCAGGAGCAGCUUGGACGUUGAAAGAAGAGGAGGCUGCGAUAGAGGAACUAGGAAUCGAGAAAACCAUCAUAUCAGGCAUCUCACAAGCUGAGCUGCGGGAUUUGCGCCGCAUGGGUGCGACUUCUGUUAGUGGGGCUACGCUGCAGAACCCUGACUGGCAGUUAACAUCGCAAACAGGGCCUCAAAAGAAGGGCAAGCUGCGUCUGGCUACAAAGGUUUGGAACGCAAAAGAAGGGGUUGUGACGGAGACCCUCGAACCCAAAGUUAUGCAAAAAAGAAAACACCAGAUAAACUGGCUGGCUGCGGAAGCGCACGACAAGGAACUCGAAAUGUUAGAGAUGACAGCGAGGACGAGACAAUCAAAAUAUCAAACAGCUAUGAAAUAUGGGUGGUGA